UGCAUUCAGCAACUCUUCUAAUCAAUAUAUCAUCAUGGCAUUCAAGUUCAUUGUUCUCGCCGCAUUUGUGGCCGCAGCAAACGCUGGAUUAAUUGGUGCUGGACAUUAUUCAUCAUUGGCUGUUCCAGUACCAUUGGCAUACGCUAGUGCUCCAAUUGCAAAACAAGCAGUGUUGACAAAAACUGUGGCCACUGAAUAUGAUCCUCAUCCUGAGUUCAAUUAUUCUUAUGAUGUUCAAGAAUCAUUGAUCAAGGAACCAGCAACACUUGCCGUGAAACAUGUUGAGGCUGCUCCAAUUGUUUAUUCAGCACCAUCAGUUGUUCAACCAAUUGUAAAAGCCGCUGUUGUCAAAACUGUUGUUCCAGCUGAAACAACAAUCUCAAAAUAUUCAACUGGAUUCACACAUCACGCUCCAGUAGUUCACACAGUUGCUCAACCAAUUGUUCACACUGUUGCUCAACAAGUUGUUCAACCAAUUGUUAAAUCAGCUGUUGUCAAGACUGUUGUUCCAGCUGAAACUACCAUUUCAAAAUACUCCACUGGUUUCACUCAUCAUGCUCCAGUAUACUCUCAUGUAUCCGCUCCAGUUGUUGCUGCGUGGUGAAUAAUGUAAACAAAAAAAAAUGUUACAAUGACUUUUUCCUAAUAAAUAUCUUCUUCAUUAUGAUA
Molecule: messenger RNA, 669 nt
Organism: Leptopilina boulardi
Lineage: Eukaryota; Metazoa; Arthropoda; Insecta; Hymenoptera; Figitidae
Product: cuticle protein LPCP-23-like
Exons: 2
Coding region: 35-604 (189 amino acids)
Source: RefSeq, a predicted model, not a curated record